AUGGAGCCGGGGGUCCGGGCCCGCGCUGGCCCCUCGCAGCCGGCGGCCCCGGGGCUGUGGAGGGCUCGGCCGGCGGGCGGCGGGGGCGGCGGCGGCAGCGGCGGCGGGAGCGGCGGCGGGGGCGCCUCCUCCUGGCUGCUGGACGGGAACAGCUGGCUGCUCUGCUAUGGCUUCCUCUACCUGGCGCUCUACGCGCAGGUGUCCCAGUCCAAGCCGUGCGAGAGGACCGGCUCCUGCUUCUCGGGCCGCUGUGUCAACUCCACCUGCCUCUGCGACCCGGGCUGGGUGGGGGACCAGUGCCAGCACUGCCAGGGCAGGUUCAAGUUAACAGAACCUUCUGGAUAUUUAACAGAUGGCCCAAUUAACUAUAAGUAUAAAACUAAAUGUACAUGGCUAAUUGAAGGCUAUCCAAAUGCUGUGUUAAGAUUAAGAUUCAAUCAUUUUGCUACAGAAUGUAGCUGGGAUCAUAUGUAUGUUUAUGAUGGAGAUUCAAUAUAUGCACCUUUAAUAGCUGUACUUAGUGGUUUGAUAGUCCCUGAAGUAAGGGGAAAUGAAACUGUGCCUGAAGUUGUUACAACAUCUGGCUAUGCACUGUUACAUUUUUUUAGUGAUGCUGCAUACAAUUUGACUGGUUUCAACAUUUUUUAUUCAAUCAAUUCUUGUCCUAACAAUUGCUCUGGUCAUGGGAAGUGUACAACUAGUAUCUCUGUUCCAAGUCAAGUAUAUUGUGAAUGUGAUAAAUACUGGAAGGGUGAAGCUUGUGAUAUUCCUUACUGUAAGGCCAAUUGUGGCAGUCCAGAUCACGGUUACUGUGACUUAACUGGAGAAAAAUUGUGUGUCUGCAAUGAUAGUUGGCAAGGUCCUGAUUGUUCUUUGAAUGUUCCUUCUACUGAAUCUUACUGGAUUCUUCCAAAUGUGAAACCCUUCAAUCCUUCUGUAGGUCGGGCUUCACAUAAAGCAGUUUUACAUGGGAAAUUUAUGUGGGUGAUUGGUGGAUAUACUUUUAACUACGGUUCUUUUCAAAUGGUCUUGAAUUACAAUUUAGAAAGCAGUAUAUGGAAUGUAGGAACUCUGUCAAGGGGGCCUCUCCAGAGAUAUGGACAUUCUCUUGCUUUAUAUCAGGAAAACAUCUUUAUGUAUGGAGGCAGAAUUGAAACAAAUGAUGGCAAUGUCACAGAUGAAUUAUGGGUUUUUAACAUAAAUAGUCAGUCAUGGAGUACAAAAACUCCUACUGUUCUUGGACAUGGUCAGCAGUAUGCUGUGGAGGGACAUUCAGCACAUAUUAUGGAGUUGGAUAGUAGAGAUGUUGUCAUGAUCAUAAUAUUUGGAUAUUCUGCAAUAUAUGGUUACACAAGCAGCAUACAGGAAUACCAUAUCUCAUCAAACACUUGGCUUGUUCCAGAAACUAAAGGAGCAAUUGUCCAAGGUGGAUAUGGCCACACCAGUGUGUAUGAUGAAAUAACAAAGUCUAUAUAUGUUCAUGGAGGCUAUAAAGCAUUACCAGGCAAUAAAUAUGGAUUGGUGGAUGAUCUUUAUAAGUAUGAAGUUAACACUAAGACUUGGACUAUUUUGAGAGAAAGUGGGUUUGCCAGAUACCUUCAUUCAGCUGUUCUUAUCAAUGGAGCUAUGCUUAUUUUUGGAGGAAAUACCCAUAAUGACACUUCCUUGAGUAACGGUGCAAAAUGUUUUUCUGCCGAUUUCCUGGCAUAUGACAUAGCUUGUGAUGAAUGGAAAAUAUUACCGAAACCAAAUCUUCAUAGAGAUGUCAACAGAUUUGGACACUCUGCAGUAGUCAUUAAUGGGUCCAUGUAUGUUUUUGGGGGAUUUUCUAGUGUACUCCUUAGCGAUAUCCUUGUUUACAAGCCUCCAAAUUGCAAGGCUUUCAGAGAUGAAGAACUUUGUAAAAAUGCUGGUCCAGGAAUAAAAUGCGUUUGGAAUAAAAAUCAUUGUGAAUCUUGGGAAUCUGGAAAUACUAAUAAUAUUCUUAGAGCAAAAUGCCCUCCUAAAAUAGCUGCUUCUGAUGACAGAUGUUACAGAUACGCAGAUUGUGCCAGCUGUACAGCCAACACAAAUGGGUGCCAGUGGUGUGAUGACAAGAAGUGCAUUUCAGCAAACAGCAACUGCAGUAUGUCUGUCAAAAACUACACCAAAUGUCAUGUGAGAAAUGAGCAGAUUUGUAACAAACUUACCAGCUGUAAAAGCUGCUCACUAAACUUAAACUGCCAAUGGGAUCAACGGCAACAGGAAUGCCAGGCUUUACCAGCUCAUCUUUGUGGAGAAGGAUGGAAUCACGUUGGCGAUGCUUGUCUUAGAAUCAAUUCCAGUAGAGAAAGCUAUGACAAUGCAAAACUUUAUUGCUAUAAUCUUAGUGGAAAUCUUGCUUCAUUAACAACUUCAAAAGAAGUAGAAUUCGUUCUGGAUGAAAUACAGAAGUAUACACAACAGAAAGUAUCACCUUGGGUAGGCUUGCGCAAGAUUAAUAUAUCCUACUGGGGAUGGGAAGACAUGUCUCCUUUUACAAACACAACGCUACAGUGGCUUCCUGGUGAACCAAAUGAUUCUGGAUUCUGUGCAUAUCUAGAAAGGGCUGCAGUGGCAGGUUUAAAAGCUAAUCCUUGUACAUCUAUGGCAGAUGGACUUGUUUGUGAAAAGCCUGUUGUUAGUCCAAAUCAAAAUGCGAGACCAUGCAAAAAGCCGUGCUCUCUAAGGACAUCAUGUUCCAACUGUACAAGUAAUGGCAUGGAAUGUAUGUGGUGCAGCAGUACGAAGCGAUGUGUCGACUCUAAUGCUUAUAUAAUCUCCUUUCCAUACGGACAGUGUCUAGAGUGGCAAACUGCCACCUGCUCUCCUCAAAAUUGUUCUGGAUUGAGAACGUGUGGGCAGUGUUUGGAACAGCCUGGAUGUGGCUGGUGCAAUGAUCCUAGUAAUACGGGAAGAGGCCAUUGCAUUGAAGGAUCUUCACGGGGACCAAUGAAGUUUGUUGGGAUGCACACCAAUGAGAUGGUUCUUGACACUAAUCUUUGUCCCAAAGAAAAGAACUAUGAAUGGUCCUUUAUCCAGUGUCCAGCUUGCCAGUGUAAUGGACAUAGCACUUGCAUCAAUAACAAUGUGUGUGAACAGUGUAAAAAUCUGACCACAGGAAAACAGUGUCAAGACUGCAUGCCAGGUUAUUAUGGAGACCCAACCAAUGGAGGACAGUGCACAGCUUGUACAUGCAGUGGACAUGCAAAUAUUUGUCAUCUACACACAGGAAAAUGUUUCUGUACAACUAAAGGAAUAAAAGGUGAUCAAUGCCAAUUAUGUGACUCUGAAAAUCGUUAUGUUGGUAAUCCGCUUAGAGGCACAUGUUAUUAUAGCCUUUUGAUUGACUAUCAGUUUACCUUCAGCUUAUUACAGGAAGAUGAUCGCCACCAUACUGCCAUAAACUUCAUAGCAAACCCAGAGCAGUCAAACAAAAAUUUGGAUAUUUCAAUAAAUGCAUCAAACAACUUUAAUCUGAACAUCACAUGGUCAGUUGGUUCAACAGCUGGAACAAUAUCUGGGGAGGAGACUCCAAUAGUUUCCAAGGCUAAUAUAAAGGAAUACAGAGACAGUUUUUCCUAUGAGAAAUUUAACUUUAGAAGCAAUCCUAACAUCACAUUCUAUGUGUACGUCAGCAACUUUUCCUGGCCUAUUAAGAUACAGAUUGCGUUCUCACAACACAAUACCAUCAUGGAUCUGGUGCAGUUUUUUGUGACCUUCUUCAGUUGUUUUUUAUCCUUGUUACUUGUGGCUGCUGUGGUAUGGAAGAUUAAACAAACUUGUUGGGCUUCUCGACGUCGAGAGCAACUGCUUCGAGAACGACAGCAGAUGGCCAGCCGCCCGUUUGCUUCUGUUGAUGUAGCACUGGAAGUGGGCGCGGAACAAGCAGACUUCCUGCGAGGGCCAUUAGAGGGAGCGCCGAAACCCAUAGCCAUGGAACCCUGUGCUGGGAACAGAGCUGCAGUUCUAACCGUGUUCCUUUGUCUGCCGCGAGGAUCAUCAGGUGCCCCUCCCCCUGGACAGUCAGGCCUUGCAAUUGCAAGUGCUCUAAUAGACAUUUCCCAACAGAAGCCUUCAGAGAGUAAAGACAAGACUUCGGGAGUCCGGAACCGAAAGCAUCUCUCCACACGUCAAGGAACCUGUGUCUGAGGAAUGGAAGUCGGCCCUGUAUAUUCUGUACUGUUUUACUUCCUAAAUGGCUUCUGUUAAAGCUGUUUUAUGGCCUCAGGUUUUAUGGAGGCAGAUCUCUGUAUGACCCAAGGCCUGAUGCAGUUCCCUCCAAGUGGGCAGUGACCCAGGUGGCCAAAGAAUGUUUGUGAGUUUUAUAAAAAUAAUAGCAUUGAUGGUCACAGGUGAUGAAGUCCGUUUUUACGGCUGUCUUAGGCUUCUCACAGUUAGCAUUAAAGCAAUCUGGAAGAAGAUGUACACUGUUUCUUAAUGCUGAUGAAAAAUAGGUAAUUCAUAUAAAUCAACUGUUUAUAUCCCAAGACUUUAAAGAAAGACAUUUUAUAAUGCCUGAAUGAUGAGAAUUGUACAGUUUUUGCUCAUAAGCAAAUUUAUUUCCUGUAUAUGAACAGGAAAUGAAUAAGUUGCAAUGGCUUUAAAUGUUGUUUUAUCUCAUUAUAAAUGUGAAAGUAAGAUUUUUGACUUAAUAGUAGUACGUAGAUGUGUUUAAAUGUCUCACAUGACCAUGCUCUCUCCGAAUUCAGUCUGAGAAGGUGACCACAUCUACCCAGCAAGAACACAGAGCAGAAGGAGUCCAUCUGGUUGGAGAGCCCAUGCCACUUUCCAGGCUGUUUGUUAGAAUUCUGAGUGUAGAGGACAUUCCUGUCGGCCAUGCCAGCCACCUAACUCAUUAUCAGAGCUGAUGGAGCACGGAAAAGCCUGUCCAGCGAUCAAUUUUCCCCUCCUUCCAAAAACAGCCUCCAGUACCACAACCUGAAGAGAGCGGAAAUAGUUGUUUUACAGCUUUUGCUCCAAUAGGAUAAUUUUUUAAUUGCCUACGAAUCAUUGGAUCAGACCUGAAUGAUCUAUUUGCAUGUUUGGAAGAACAUGUCAUUUCCUUUUGGCCUUCCUCUCCUAGCUGCUAGAUUUUACUUACCUUUCCCAAAGGGUAUGAAAUGUAUUUUAGAGGUGACGUCUCCCAAGUUACAACAUGACCCAAGUUCCUUCCUGCCACCUUUUCCCUUAGAAUAAAAGAAGAGGAACGUGUGGGCUGGCGACCAUCAAUAUUAUUCUUAUUUCUAAUAUGAACAUAUUGGUGCCAUGAGAGAAAGCCUACAGUUUGCAAAAUAACUUCAUUGUUGCCCACAUUCAGCAUAUUCUUAACAACUCAAACUCUGAAUGAUGGCAGAAAAGAAAAAUGAAACAGUGUUCACAUUAAGCCAUAAAAUCAUUUGAUUCCUAAGAAUGUUGACAACAGUUCACUAAAACUCAGUAGCACUAACAGAUCUAGUUUGUAUUGCAUUGCUUACCUUCAGUGUGACUACAGAAUAUAUGUAAGAACAGUGACAAAGAUAUCCAAAGCUGCUGUAUAUGAUAUAGUUUUGUUCAAUAUGAAAGUCAUUUAAAUAUAGUUGUUUAGAACUAUAUAUGUACCUUUCAUGUUCUUUGGAUUUCUGGAAGGUAAUUACACUUACUGUUUACAGCUAAUGCAUAGUUACUUGCAUGCCAUGGAUGUACAGUAGCAGAACGCGACCCUAUUGUGAUAUUAAAUGUUUAUUUCAUAAUGUCAUUUAUACAUAGUUGGCUUAAUUUGAUGAAGAUUCAAUGUAAUAUAUAACAGGAAUGACCAUACACUAUGUAGUUGCAUCUUAUAAGAUAUUUCUAGGUUGCAUCUAACCAUGUUUGUGUCAUUAUUUUAAUAAUUAAGCAUUUAUGAAUUAUAGCAUAUAUUCCUUAUGUUGGCAUGGUAAUUUUGCUAUUUUCCAUGCAUUAAAAUAAGAUGAAUUCCUAGAGUAAUUUUACUAAUUUUAUCUAUAGCCUUGAGUUCUAUUUGAAGGGUGUGGGUCAAGGGGGUACCACUUGUUUUUAUUUUCUUAUGGUAUUUUCUCACUCAAAAAAAAAAAAAAAACAGUGACCUAAGCCUGUAAAUAUCUCCUAGAAACAAUCAAGUAAUCUUUUCAGCUUGUUUUGGACCCUUUAAAUGUUAACUUUUCUUGUGGGAAAAUAAAUUGACUAAAGUAGUGAUUAUAAAGAUAUAAUCAUUUAAAAAUAAAAUGAUCGCCAAUUUGUUUAAUUCUCCAACAGUUGUCAGGAGAGAAAGCUUGUGUAUAAAAACAUACAGCCAUGAAUGGUAAAUCUGUUCCAGCUCUAUUUUUAGAGAAGCUAAGCAAAUAGCAUUACUGGGAAAGAGUCGUCAAUGUUUUUCCACUUUGAAUCCCAUUGGGUCCUUAAAACUUGAAAAUUCAAAUUUUAGAGAACUAUGGGACAUAAUGCAAUGUGAAGUUAAAGUCAUACUGUAGCUUUUGGGUGCAAAUAGUUCUAAUUCCAUGGCUAAUUAUGCAAUAACUUAUCAAAGGUUUUUACUAGCAAGAAAAUUCUUCACCCUCAGGUGAGGUGGGUUGAAAUGACAUCGAGGAUCAAGGGUAAUCACUUUGAAUCUGUGUCUUGGUUUCUUUUCCCCUGCAUCCCAAACACAUUAAAUUUGGAUGCUUUCAUUUUAGGAAAAUCAAACCACACAUCUAUGCAGAUACUUUCCAAGAGAUUAGGUGAUAAAUGAAUGAUUCUCUUGAAAACUUACUUUAAUGAACUUCUGAACAUUUCAGUUUAGAAUGACUUUGAAAAAUUCUCUAGAUUUUAGGAUUUCUUCUUCAGCCAAGUAUGAAUAAAUUUUGGUUAAGUAGAAUGGAGUUUUAAAAGUUAACAUGGGGACACAGUUUGGAUAACUAGAAAAUUAUUGUGAAAAAGAAUCUGCACAGCUUACAGAUUGAUUUAAUCGAUUUAAAACAAAUUGGGAUUCUCAUAAUUGCUUUAAAUGGAAAUUUAUUUUAGUGAGACAUAGGGAAGGAAGACGAGCGCUGUAUACUGUAGUGUUGUGGUCCAUAGGAAAGCUUCAAGUAGGAAUGUCUACAGUGGCCAGGACCAAAGCUCAAAGCUGGGAGUUCCUUCAGGCCUCCCAUGGGAGCUGCAGAACCGAAGUCACUGGUGCCAUCCCUUCUGUCCUGAAGCGUCUUCACUAGGAGGAGCCUGGAGACGGGGGUAGAGCUGGGCCCCAAACGCAGGCACUUCAGGAUGGGGUGGGUGAGGGUCUUCACCACAAGGGCAGAGGCCUGCCUGAGCCCUGUUCCUGUGUGUGACUGACAAGUGCUGUACUUCCCGCUGUCUUCCUUGCAAGUCAGUACGGUGGAGGGAACGGACGGCUGUUGUCCAUAGCCUGGAGUCACUUGGAGUGCAGACUCAUGGACAGCUGGAGCCAGGAUGUGGGGACCAGCUUUGCAUCGAGUGGUGGUGGACAUUUUGAAGCCUUAGCCAUCCGUCAGGAAAUGGAAGUAACAGAGCCCAGCUUGCCAAGUGGUUGUGAUGCCAGAAGGUGCCACACAGCUCCCACAGUGGAGCUCGGUGCAGCCUCCCGGGGUUCAUCAGGAUGCCACCAGGCCACCCCUCUCCUACCAGUUGUUUUCAUCUAUUAAUUUCCAUCCAUCUUUUCACCAGAGGUAAAAGGUAGAUAUUUACAAAAAGACUUCCUGAAGAUCUUAAGUUCCUAUAUUUCUAGCAUAUAGGGAAUUCCUUUAAGAAAAAAAAAAAGAAAGAAAAAGAAAAAGAAAACCUACUUUGACAUCUGGGUCAAUUGGAACUUUGACUCUAAACCUGUACCAUGUCAGUGGAGUAUUUUUCAGAAUUACCACUGAUGACAUUUAAACAGAAACAUCAGUUGUCCCCUUUCACUCCCAGAUUAGGCAAGAUGGAGGCCAGCACUAACAUGUUAUUGUCACACACAGUACAUCUCUUUUCAGGGAAUAGGAGCCUGUGAUUUGAAAAAUAUAUUUAAAAAGGGGAACAGAUCAAAUGAAGUAAUUCUACCCACCUACACUUUUUUUUAAAAAAUCAACUUCCAAACCCAUUCGCUCUUUACCAGGGUGAGCUUGGCACCUGCUUGGUGAUAAGGAUUCCCAGGGUUAGAGCAGAUUCCUAGCCACAGGCUCAGACGUACCAGGAUGGGAACUGGAGAGCAGUGAGUGUCUCAGACUCAGCGACUUUUCCCAGGAGGCAAAUCCGGGACACACUGCACUGGGCCCAGAGCUGCCUUUGUCUACAGUUGGAGGGAGUUCUUUAAAUAACAAAGUUAUCACUCUAAUUCAAAAUGCGUUAAAUAAUUUUCCAAGGAGUACAAGCCAUCUGGUUGGUGUAACAGCAGUGUUUUCAUUAUAGUGUACAUUGAACAUUUUCGUUCUAUCAAGUCUUAAAUCAAGAAAUAGAACCAGAGACACUAUCAAUAUAUAUGUACACAGGUGUGCAUGCCAGUGUUAAAAACAGAUUGUAUAAAAGUUCAAAUCCGCUUUCAAAAGCCAACAUUUUAUGAUAAUGUGCUACUAAUUGGGACUUUAACUACUGAAAUAAAAACAUUGGCUCUUCCAAC
Molecule: messenger RNA, 8599 nt
Organism: Lepus europaeus (European hare)
Lineage: Eukaryota; Metazoa; Chordata; Mammalia; Lagomorpha; Leporidae
Gene: ATRNL1
Product: attractin like 1
Exons: 29
Coding region: 1-4170 (1389 amino acids)
Cellular component (GO): Golgi apparatus
Molecular function (GO): protein binding
Source: RefSeq, a predicted model, not a curated record